UUGGCGCUGCUGCUCUUUCUGCCAGCGUUGCAGCAAUGGCGAACUCCACGAACGGGCCGGUUGCGGACUCCGAUAUCGAAAAUGCAGGGUCAAACGAGCCACUUCCAAAAUCUGAAACUCCUGAGGGUUCAGACAACUACGCUUCCACAUGGGGAUUCAAUUUGCAACAGCUUUAUAAAAUGGCCACCACGUUUUUAAAAGAGCACGAAGGCAAAGCUUUCCAUACCUCGUACGACGAUAAGCUUUUGCUAGUAGCGUACACACUACAGGUAGCUCACGGAAAAUAUGACGAAGAAAAAUGUCCUCCCCUCGGUUAUUUAGACGUCAUAGGAAGAGACAGGAGACAGGCAUGGAUAUCUCUAGGGAAUGUCGACAAGGAAACUGCCAUGAAGCAGUUCAUAGAGCUGCUUAAUCAGAGGUGCCCUCUAUUUCGACCCUUUGUAGAAGCGCACAAGCGGCAUAUGGAGGAAAAUGAGAGGAGAAGAAAAGAGGAAGAAGAAAGGAAGAAGAGGGAAGAAGAAGAGGAGAAGGAAAGGCAGAGGCUAGAGGAAGAGCAGGCCAGGAUAGAGCAAGAAAAGGCAAAGCAGCUCGAACAGAAGCGGCUAAUACAAGAAGCCCUGAAUAGGCAGACUUACCAUCAGUUCAAGGCAUAUGCUGAGCAGCAGUUUCCUGGAAAUCCUGAACAGCAAGCAGUGUUGAUCCGGCAGCUACAAGAGCAACACUACCACCAGUACAUGCAACAGGUUUUAAACCAGCAAAAGACAGGGAACAACACUCAACAGCAGCACCCAGCGAUGGCAGACACUGAGGAAAAAAAAGACACCAACAGCCAGACGCCUACGGUCAAUGGCGAUGGGGAGACAGCUGGUCGGAAAGGAGACAGUUCACCAGAGGAAGAGUCUGCCGAAGAGGACGCUCAUGAGCUCCCUGCCAUUCCUACAGCAUCCAUGUGGACCAGGAAGGAUAUCAAGGAGUUUAAGGAGUGCAUUCGGAAAGAAGGGGGCGAUGGAAUAAUCAAGGUUGGCCACGGCGAAACAGUGACCGUAAGGGUUCCCACCCACGUGGACGGAACCUGCCUCUUCUGGGAGUUUGCGACGGACAGCUACGACCUGGGAUUUGGGGUGUACUUUGACUGGACGCCCAACCCCGGCAGCCAAGUCUCUGUUCACAUAAGCGAGAGUGAAGACGAAGAGGAAGAUGAAGAAGAGGAGCGUUCUGGAGGCUCUGGUGAUGUUGAGAGUGGUGCUCAACCCAAAGGUGAUGCCACCCGGCCACCACCACUGAGUGUGGUGAUACCCGUGUACCGGCGUGACUGCCACGAGGAAGUGUAUGCCGGAAGCCACCUGUACCCUGGUCAAGGGGCGUAUCUGCUCAAGUUUGACAACUCCUACUCCUUGUGGCGCUCCAAGACUCUCUACUACCGUGUCUACUACACUCGAUGAGCUCGUUACGGUCAUGUCUCUUGUGCUUGUGAACUGAAGGUGUAUUUUGCUAAUGGAGCAUCCAUUUUGCGGAACUCUGAGGUCUAUUGCUGACUGUGUUGAAUGCAGAUGUUUGGAGUGUGGCAGUUGUCUGAGAGACAGUGGUACCUGAGGUUGUUUACUAACGGGUGCAGGUUAUGUGGCACAGUGUACUGAAAUUGUUAAAUUAUCGUUGGGCAAAAUCUUACGGAGCACGGAGAGUUCACUGCAUGUACAUGCUGAACGCUUUAUAAAGAGCAAAUGGUGCUGGCAAUGGGAGAGGAAACUGAACUGUUCUUUUUUGAGCCAUGUUUUUGUUUCCCGGUAUGUUUACUUUUUCCUCUGUGUCUUAGAAAAAGAUUCCUCUGUGUCCUAAGAGAACAGAGAACUCGUGAUAACUUUUGAAAGCUUGGUAACAUGCUUUGGGCAUUACCACAAGAUAUUGUAGGUUAUGAUUCCUAAGAUUUUUGUUUCGACGUUAAAUGCAGUUGCUUUUGAAUUUCUAUACACUUCUCUCACAACAUUGUUGGAACACUGUUAUCAACACGAGGCUUUCAGACGUGAGUGCAUUUUUGUGUUCGGUAAAAGCCUAUUUAUGCAUUUUAGUUCCUGCGCUUCUCACCAUGCGACGCCUUCCAAUAUUUGACACGCAGCUCGGUCAAGGCCACGCCUCAUAUAGCACCUGUAUACAGACGAUACACAUAAUGCACCACUGAAGGAGUUUUACAACACGUGACGUCGCCCAAUGUUAACGAGGAAACAUAAGGUGCAACAGGCUUCUCAAAGAAGGGUGCACGUGUAUUGUAACAAAAAUGUAAAAAGAAAGAAGACUUUACUGUGCAACUUAUACAAUAAAUAGCUUCACUGUG
Ornithodoros turicata is the source of this 2329-nucleotide messenger RNA. Its product is annotated as Golgi resident protein GCP60-like. NCBI's taxonomy places the organism in Eukaryota, Metazoa, Arthropoda, Arachnida, Ixodida, Argasidae. The record is from RefSeq and is a predicted model, not a curated record. Gene Ontology annotation, cellular component: Golgi membrane. The coding region runs from base 36 to 1442 and encodes 468 amino acids. The transcript is spliced from 9 exons. Gene Ontology annotation, molecular function: fatty-acyl-CoA binding.